AAAUGUCUUCUAUCUGUUCCCUUGCAGCCCUUGCUGGGAGUGAAUGAGAUGCCGUGUCGAGGCUAGAGGCAGCGGUGGACUGUUCCCGAGUCAGUGGAAAGCCCCUCUAGAUGAGCCAGUCACAGCCACCCAGCUGCACGGUAAAGGAAUAAGGAUUUAAUAUGUCAACAGAGGCCGAGCUCCAGCCUGCUGCCAGACCCAGCGUCAGAAAGGAUUCCAAGAAGAGAGGGCAGGACCGCAGUGAAGCAGCUCUGAUAAAGCGUUUUAAGGGGGAUGGAGUUCGCUACAAGGCCAAGCUCAUUGGGAUAGAUGAGGUCACUGCUGCAAGAGGAGACAAACUCUGUCAGGACUCAAUGAUGAAACUCAAGGGAAUCGCAGCCUCUGCACGGUCUAAAGGAGAACACAAACAGAAAGUUUUUCUCACUGUGUCCUUUGGAGGGAUCAAGAUCUUCGAUGAGAAGUCAGGGGUGAUAAAUCAUCAUCACCUGAGGCAUGAAAUUUCCUACAUUGCGAAAGAUAUCACGGACCACCGAGCCUUUGGUUAUGUGUGUGGGAAAGAGGGAAACCAUCGAUUUGUGGCCAUCAAAACAGCUCAGUCUGCUGAGCCUGUGAUCCUUGACCUCCGUGACCUUUUCCAGUUGAUUUAUGAGAUUAAGCAGAGAGAGGAAAUCGAGAAGAAAGCUCAGAAGGACAAGCAGUGCGAACAAGCUGUUUAUCAGACCAUUUUGGAGGAAGAUGUGGAGGAUCCCGUGUAUCAGUACAUUGUAUUUGAGGCGGGACACGAGCCCAUCCGUGACCAAUCAGAGGAGAGCAUAUAUCAGGUCCCUACCAGCCAACAAAAGGAGGGAGUUUAUGACGUCCCAAAGCGACAUCCAAACAAACAUAACGAACAAGUCGAUCUCUUGGAUCUAGACACUGACCUGUUGCUGGUCACCCAGAAUAUCAACCAGUUAGAGCUUUUUGGAGACAUGUCUACCCCUCCUGAUAUCACGUCCCCCUCAACCCCAGCAUCUCCAGCUAGUACUCUGGACCCCACGCUGGCCCACCAGACUCCAUCUGAACUGUUCACCCCCUUUAACCCCGCCUCUGUACCCUCAGGUUAUGUGACAAUGGGAGCCGUGCCACCUGCAUGGGCACAGCAACAGUUCGCCGCUCAGGCUCCAUUAGCGUUUGGUGUCCAGUCUCCAGUGCCCGUCGCACAGGUCUUACCAGGUGCUCAGCCUCUGAUCUGGGGUCAAGCCAACCUUUUCCCUGCCACCCAGCAACAGUGGGCCGCGAUGGCAGGGGCUCACUUUUCGCCUGCUGCUUUCAUGCCUGCCCAGACAGUAGGGCCGCUUCCUGCUGCCAUGUUUCAGACACUGGCUCCCAUGGCGGUGUCCUGCGAGACGCCCGCGGCAGCUAUGGGUGGAGCCGUUGCAGGAACCUCGGCCUCCACGGCCUCUAGUCCGCAACAUGGUGAACGCACGCUGCAGAGACAGGCAAAAAUGAGUAAGGAGAUGUUUAAGGACUUCCAGAUGGCAAAGCCGCCCACCAUGCCUGCCAGGAAAAGCGAGCAGCCUAGUCUGUCCUGCACCACAGACGCUUUCUCCAGCUACUUCAGCAAAGUGGGAAUGGCACAAGACACGGAUGACUGCGACGACUUCGACAUCUCACAAAUGAACCUCACGCCUGUCACUUCCACCACGCCCUCCACCAACUCACCACCCACCCCGGCCCCCCGGCAGAGUUCUCCAUCAAAGUCCUCAUCCCACGCCAGUGACCCGCCCACCGAUGACUCUUUUGGUGAGGCAGAGGGCAGCCCUAGUCGGAGCGGAGAGGAGGAUGCUGCUGGAGACUCCCAGCAGUCUCCGGGUGCGAGUGAGCCUCAAGCAGAGCCUGAGAGCUCAGAGACGGACAGUCCUCAGGGGAAGGACCCUCUUUAUGCCCAGAUCAACAAGGGGAAAGUGAAGGAUCAUGGGAACUCUGCACAGACGUGAUCAGUGCUGGGGGGAGCAGGAGACCAAAAUACUGGAGAUCAACCGUCUGCCCUGUGUGUGUGUGUGUGUGUGUGUGUGUGUGUGUGUGCAUCCCUCCGUGUGUAUGCGUAUGAGAGAGAGCGCGUGUGCCUGUAUGUGUCUGUGUUUGUAUGAUAACGGUCUCUCCAGCCUCAACGGUCCACUUCUCCAAGCAGCCAUCUCACUAGAGUCAGUCCCGUCCCCCUCACAACUUCCUCCGUUACUCCCCUCCGCAAGGAACGAGAGGGACAGACUCUCUCCAUACCACUUUGUUUCUUUUUCACUGUGUUUUCUGCACAUGACAGUGGGGCAUUGUGGGUGAUUUCAAGCCUUAUGAGCCCAGCUCUGCAGCUUCAUUCAUUCUCUUCGUCCUGCUUCCAGUUUCGGACUCUCUAUAGAGAACGCAUUACGUCAGCCCCCCGAUCACGCACCCGACCGAGCGCCUGAGCGCCAUCAGACCACCGGAUCCAUCUGUGACUUAUGCGAUUCAUCCAUUUGGGUUCGUUUGGUUUUCCUCUCCCACAUAUUUGAGAUUCUGCUGCUAGAAAGCUAUGCAGAGCUAAAAACAACAACAACAACAAAAUCACGAAACAUUUUCUUUCUCCAUGGACCCUUCGGAUGGAGAACAGACAUGAGGAGUGACUUUUGCCAGAUCUAAGAUUUCAGAGCAGCUGAAUCUGAUUGGGGAACUCGAGGGUACGAACACUGCAAACACAUGCGAUCAAACUGUUCCUUCUCUAUAGCUUUUGUACUAUACUAAUGAGAAAAAACUAAAACAUGAAGUUGAAAUGGAAUUUUUAUUUUAUAAGUCAAGUGGAGCCCUUGAAGUCAACUUUAGAUGUGUUUUAGGGGUAAACAUGGCUUUAAAAUCUGAUCGUUGGUUUGCCAAACUGAUUUUGUAAAUAAUAAUUAUUAUUAUUAUUGAUAAUAAUAAUGACAGUGACGGUGAUGACGACAAAUAAUAAUGAUGAUAAUACUAAUGGUUCCGAUUAUACAGUGUUAAUUCCAUCCUGUGGACUUCCGUGCCAUAAAAUAGGCUGGCCUUAGUGAUGCAAACUCCUCAUGAAACCCAAGCAAUAUUAACAUGUGUCCUAAACUCCCAGCGGUUUAUGUUGCUUUCUCGCGAUCAAAGCGUGUCGUCUGUCUUUUGAUUUCAGCAGGAUGUGUGUUUUUAAGUGGCCUGAAACAAACCCGAGAGACUGUUAUUAUGUUUUUAAUGCCUGAAAGGGUCCAUUGGUAAAUAGUCUGUGUCACAUUUGUGUGAUCUCCUUUGGUUUGUUGUCAAGAUGAAGCUGGUAACUGUGAUGGAGGAAGACCUGAGCUUCUCAACGUGCAUGUUAAUGCAGCAAUCACAAGUAUGGAUGUAUAUGAUCAUACAGACAUACAUCUUCAUGCAGACACACAUUCACAGAGUCAAUAUGACAUCAAAAUGGGCCCUGUUUACUUUUUUAAUACACCUUUCUGCACAUUUAUCAGUACAUGUUAGUCCAAAGAAAAAAUGUCUUCUUAUUCUGUCCUCAAAGUGUUAAACUUCCAUUUUGAUUAACAUACCCAAGCUCAAACAUGCAGCUUUUAUAAUCCUGACAUUGAAACCGGUUAACUAGAUUUGAAAAAUAUUGUUACAAUUGGCUCCAAUCUGACAUGUAAUACCCGCUUUUCACAAUUCACUCAAUUCCUAAUGUGAAGUCCUGCCUUGUUGUAUCUUGUUGAAUAUCCUGUUUUACUGAGAAAUAUGUCACAAACUAAAAUGGGUUGCGAAGGCCGUUUCAUGUCGACUUUGGUCCGUCUGAUCGCAUUAAAACACACCAGAAUAACUGUCUGUAAUCCAACCUCCAAUCAGAGAAAAUCACCAUGAAUGACAUCUGUUUUCAUUGCAUCUGAAAAGCUCAGAGCAUUCCAUUACUGUGACGACAUCUUCCUCCUAUCUUAUGGCCAGAGUCCCAUUUUAAUUUCCAAUAAAAGCAGUUUUGGACCUUCGAGAUCUAAAUUUUGAGAAUUAAGAAGAUGAGGGUGAAAAUCAAGGUGAAUGGGAGUCCUUACAAUAUCAGUACAUUUCUAUUUUGCCUUUACCUCAGCUAAUAGUUUGGUAAUGUAAAAGGACACGUUAUUUUUAUCUUGAUGAUAAUGACAUUCUACAGUGGAUUUUUAGAGCAUUUUUUUUUCUUUUCUCUUGAUUUACGUAAUCCACCAUGUAAUACUGUUACCAAUAAACACAUCCCAAAAUGUU
This is a messenger RNA of Cyprinus carpio (common carp), 4221 nucleotides long. Its product is annotated as disabled homolog 1-like. The record is from RefSeq and is a predicted model, not a curated record. NCBI's taxonomy places the organism in Eukaryota, Metazoa, Chordata, Actinopteri, Cypriniformes, Cyprinidae. Gene Ontology annotation, biological process: lateral motor column neuron migration; ventral spinal cord development.